AUGAGUGGAGUUCAGAAAAAAAAUUGCAUAUUUGGCUGUGAUAGCUUAGCUAUCCAAAAUGUACCUCUCCAUCGAUUUCCAAAUCCCGAUAUGCGCCCCGCAUUAUUUACUGCUUGGGUGACUGCAGUUGGUGAGAAUAUUGGUGAAAACAAAACUCAAAAAAUUUAUAAGAACAAGAGAAUAUGUGAUCAUCAUUUUGAGACGAAGGUUUAAGCCGAAGACGAAGAAGUCAGCUGUACCGACAAUUUUCGAUCGUGUGAAACAAUCUAUAAAUAUUUUAGUGGAUAUUCAACAUAACUACUGUCAUUCUAGAAGGGAAUCUUCACAUUCUACACUUUUGUCCAAUGUAA
Diatraea saccharalis (sugarcane borer) is the source of this 350-nucleotide messenger RNA. The record is from the annotation of a GenBank genome assembly. Lineage: Eukaryota; Metazoa; Arthropoda; Insecta; Lepidoptera; Crambidae.